AUGCUCAGUUCAUCAGUUCAGGCGGCCUUUGAACUCUUUGACGAUGAUAGUAGUGAAGAUGAGACGUCGACGCCAUCUGUGAAGCCGCAUGAGAUCUUACCUACUAUCUCCGUGGCUGCAACGCCAUUGUCCAUGGUGAAGGAGAUGCAGGCUAUUACAACUGAAAAUACACGCAUUUUAUCGAAGCCAUGGGAUGACGUUCAAGCACUAGUGGUGGGACCAAUUGAUCUGGUCAUGAAUGUUAAUGGUGUGGGUGGAUCGCGCGGCUAUGUGGCUAUGGAAGACUUGAAACCGGGCACAUUGGUGCUGGUAGAGCAGGUCUACUUGCCUUGGCCUAGCGAUUUGGACAAUGCAGAUCCCGAUUUUUUUCUUGCCACGAUGGAGUCCGUGCUGUCGCAGCCAGACUAUGCUACAAUCAUGAAUCACUUGAGUCAUCUGUAUCCUGAGAAGCUCAACGAGCUGCCAGAAGAAUUGCUCGCCGCUGGCAAAUUGAAAUACGGCGUGCAGGUGGAUGAGCUUUGCCGUAAUUUUAGCGAGCUAGCGCUUUCGCACGAGCAGAUGCUGCAGAAUAUAUUUGCUAUGCAGUGCAACGCUUUUGACAGCGGGGUGUUCUUAUUGAACGCCAUGUUUAAUCACGAUUGUAAUCCAAACUGUGUCAAGUUCACGCCUGAAAAUGCUGGUUCGGAAGCUGGACUGUCUGAAGUGCGAGUCGUGCAAUCCAUCAAUAAAGGUGAGCAGCUUACUAUCUCGUACUUGUACCCUCGUGAGCAAUGUCGCGAGAAGAGACAAGAACAUUUGUGGAAACAAUUCGGUUUUAAAUGCUGCUGUGAGCUCUGUCGUCGAGGCGACAGUGUGCUUCCUGUGCCAUCUCUUGGUACUGAUAAGGCUUUAAAGCCUAGCGUAGUGGACUUAGAGAUUAUUUUGGUUAAUGCGGAAGAUAUUCUAAGAAGGAAACCUGGGGAAGCUGCUGACGCACUUUCUGUGGCAUUAGAGACGUUGUCUGAUGCACUGGAGAUCGUGUCGCAUGACCACAUAAUAUACAUGCGCAUUCACAAACUAGUGGCAGAUUCUUGCGAUUUGCUGCUGCGCAUGGAGACUGGGCGUGUAUGCGAGUACUCGAUCCUAUUCCUUCGCAGCAGUUAUGAGCUGCUCGAGCUUCAGCGAGCGUAUUUAAAAUCUGACCACAUUGACCUGGCGCGGACGCUAAACGAUGUUAGCCAAGGUAUCCAGCUAUUGCUGUCAUACGACCCAAAGGUAUUGUUUAUUGAAUUUCCGGAGUGGAGAGACUUCCGUCAAGCCUCAAUUGUUGAAAACCAGUAUCGCCAAGAGUAUAGAAGGUUGAAGCAGAUGUACGAAUAG
Plasmopara halstedii is the source of this 1359-nucleotide messenger RNA. RefSeq names its product Predicted histone tail methylase containing SET domain. Gene Ontology annotation, cellular component: nucleus. The coding region runs from base 1 to 1359 and encodes 452 amino acids. NCBI's taxonomy places the organism in Eukaryota, Oomycota, Peronosporomycetes, Peronosporales, Peronosporaceae. Gene Ontology annotation, molecular function: protein binding. The record is from RefSeq and is a predicted model, not a curated record. The transcript has a single exon.